Empidonax traillii (willow flycatcher) is the source of this 3726-nucleotide messenger RNA. RefSeq names its product trimethyllysine hydroxylase, epsilon (gene TMLHE). Gene Ontology annotation, molecular function: iron ion binding; trimethyllysine dioxygenase activity. Bases 183 to 1406 code for a protein of 407 amino acids. The transcript has 9 exons. Gene Ontology annotation, biological process: carnitine biosynthetic process. The record is from RefSeq and is a predicted model, not a curated record. Gene Ontology annotation, cellular component: mitochondrion. NCBI's taxonomy places the organism in Eukaryota, Metazoa, Chordata, Aves, Passeriformes, Tyrannidae.
AGCCGGGAGCGGCAGUGGAGACCCUCGGGAAUUCCAUCCGUUCAGCAUCGCAAGCCUCGCUCCAUCACCCCCCAGCUCAGCCCCGCGCCCGCAGGGCCCCAGGGGAAUCUUGUCCGGAAUUCUCUCAUUUCACUGCUGCCCAGGUGAGCUGUGCAAGGUCUGAACAACAGAAAGCAUAAAGGAUGUGGUGCCAGAGGCUGGCGUGGCUGCUCCGGGGGAGCUCCGGGCGUGGGUGUCCGAGGAUCGUGGCGGCGGCGCGCGGGCACCACACGGCCCCGCGGCCCCUGCGCUGUGCCUGGCAGCUGCACGGCGACCAUCUCGAGCUCAGGUAUGGGAGCACCCUGAUGCGCUUGGAUUUCGUGUGGCUGCGGGAUCACUGCCGCUCCGCCUCCUGCUACAACGCCAAGACCAACCAGCGCAGCCUGGACACGGCCAGCGUGGACCUGGCCAUCAGACCCCAGGCCGUGCGGGUGGACGAGAGCACGCUCUUCCUCACCUGGCCGGAUGGACACGUGACACGCUACGGGCUGGAGUGGCUGGUGAAGAACAGCUACGAGGGGCAGAAGAAGCAGGUGAUGCACCCCCGGAUCCUCUGGAAUGCAGAGAUCUACCAGCAAGCCCAGGUCCCCUCCAUUGACUGCCGGAGCUUCCUGGAGACAGACGAGGGCCUGAAGGAAUUCCUGCAGAACUUCUUGCUGUACGGUAUUGCUUUCGUGGAGAACGUCACUCCCACCAAAGAGGACACAGAAAUCUUGGCAGAAAGGAUCAGCAUUAUCAGGGAGACCAUUUAUGGCAGGAUGUGGUACUUCACCUCUGACUUCUCCCGGGGAGACACAGCCUACACCAAACUGGCCCUGGACCGGCACACGGACACCACCUACUUCCAGGAGCCCUGUGGCAUCCAGGUGUUCCACUGCCUGAAGCACGAGGGCACGGGCGGGCGGACGCUGCUGGUGGACGGUUUCCACGCGGCGGAGCAGGUGCUGCGCCAGGCCCCGGAGCACUUCGAGCUGCUCAGCAGAGUGCCCCUCAAACACGAGUACGUGGAGAACGUGGGGGGCUGCCACAACCACAUGAUCGGCGUGGGGCCCGUGCUCAACGUGUACCCCUGGAACAACGAGCUCUACCUGAUCAGGUACAACAACUACGACCGCGCCGUCAUCAACACGGUGCCGCACGACGUGGUGCGCCGCUGGUACCACGCGCACCGCGCGCUCACCACUGAGCUCAGGCGGCCGGAGAACGAGCUGUGGGUCAAGCUGAAGCCAGGCAAGGCCCUGUUUGUGGAUAACUGGCGUGUCCUGCACGGCCGGGAAGCGUUCACGGGAUACCGGCAGCUCUGCGGCUGUUACCUGACCAGGGACGACGUGCUGAACACGGCCCGGCUCCUGGGGCUGCAGGCUUAGCCCAGCCCCUGGGAGGGGCUGGCAGCCCCAAAUCCCACCUCCGGGAGGGGCAGGCAGCCCCCAAUCCCACUUGUGGGAGGGGCAGGCAGCCCUUCAAUCCCACCUCCAAGAGGGGCUGGCAUCCCCAAAUCCCACCUGUGGGAAGGACAGGCAGCCCCCAAUCCCACCUCUGAGAGGGUCAGGCAGCCCCCAGUCCCACUCAUGGGAAGGGCAGGCAGCCCCCAGUGCCACCCCCGUGGUGGAACAGGAGUGCUGAUGCCCCUCCCUGUGCUCUGAGCCCUCCGUGCUGGUGCCUCCCCCUGACACAGACACUGCACAUACCUCAGACACCUCCGCCCUCUCCAGGCAGCUCUCAGUGCCUGCUCAGGAGAGGGAGCAGGUGGAAGCCAAAGGUUCUGGGACCUUUAUGGGACCACGCUCUGCCUUUGAGCACAGUCAGCUCUUGCUGUCCGUGCUCCCAGCCUGGCCUUUCCAGCGUGGCUCAGCUCUGGUCAAUCUUCACCUUAGGAAGUGCUCCUCCAAGCAAGUGCCUUCAGGAUUUGGAAGCUUUGCAUUGUUCCCUGUUCAGCCCUUUUUUUUCAGCUUCCACUUUUAGGGGCUUUUUAGCAGAACAGUGUGGAAAUCUUUGGGAUCUUCUUCCGUGUCACUGAUCCAAGCCGUGCUGCCUGGAGAGAUCCUGGUGUACUCUGGGCAUUUCUGAGGAGAUGGAAAAGGGAAACAGCAAGAUCUGCAUGUUGGGAAGCAGAGAUGACCAUGUUAGAUGAGGGAUGGAAUUCCCACUUUUCCUUGACUUCCAGUACUGCCCUGCUGGUGUUCCCUGUUGAUUGUGUCGAGGGUGGCACUCAGCAGCCACAGUAUCUGCUGACAGCCUUCCCACCCUGCCUUCUCUUCCAUCUUUUCUUAGGGAAUUUUUGUGAGGUUGUCAUCACAUUUCCUGCUGCACAAACCUGACCCUUUGGGUAUGGUUUUUUCCCCCAAAAUUUUCCUAUUCUAAAGGUACCAGAGCUCCAAGGAGAUGGGAGGGUAAAUUGGGCUCUGGCACAUUAAAAGGCCACAGGGUAAGGAAACAAAAGCAAAUCCUUUUGUUACAGGAACGUUGGAAUUUCAGAACCAAGAGGGCGUUUUAGGAUUUGAUUAUUUUUUAUCCUUUUUGGGGUGUUCCCUCUGCCCUGCCCAGACCUCAGAGCAGGGCUGAGCCCCUCCUGGCUGUGCUGUGUGAGCUGCUCUGUGCCCACAGUGCAGGUGCUGAACUUGCUGCCCUCAUUUAAUCCAAACAUUGAAUGUGCAGAUCCCAGUAUUUCCUCUUUGUAGGUUCUCCUGAGGUGCCAGUUCCACCUGCACAGCUGAGAGGGGAAGUUUCACAGCUCUCCAUUAAUCCUGUAGAAGCAGCAAACCCCAGCAGGAACUUGUGGUGUCCCUCACCCAUCCCAGCUCCGUGUUCCAGAGCUGCUUCCACCCUGUACUGCUGCUGAGGGAAGAGUUGGUGCCCAAAACAGUCUGUUACUUGUAAAAAGGAGGGGACAGAGGGUUCUUGAUCAGUAUUUGGAACCCUCCUUAAAUUCCUACAGGGUUCCUGAGCUAUUUUUCCUCCCUGUGCCCCCGGGAUCUGAGGGAAACACUUAGGUACUGUGGGACCUUCCCUUGGAGAGAUCAGCUUCACCUUCCCCUGCUCAGAACUCCAUGUUUAUCAGCUGCAGGCUGGAAAUCUGCUGGAUAUCUGUUUCUACUCCGUGGCACGAGGGAGACCCCACCAAAGGGUACUGACCACGCUGUCGUGACAGAGGUGCCUUUGCGACAAGGAAUGUGGUGCCUUGGGCUGGGCUCUGCAGACAUCAAGCCCUCAUGAACCAGCCCCAAGCCAACCCCCUCCUUAGCAGGACUGUGUGACCUAUUUUGGGGGAAAACUGUCCCCAAUGAAUGUAGAAGAAACACAAUCCCUCAUCUUUCAAAUCCUUUCCUCACCCCUGUGAUAAACAGGGAGUGGGGAGAGCUGUGUUUCCAUCUUGUUUCACCAUUCCCCACCUCCCAAGAGGGCUAAAUUCUUCCUGGGCAGCUUGGGAGCAUCCAGAAGUUCUGUGAAGGAGCAGGAGCUGGUGGGAGGUGCCACUUGUCCCCUCCAGGUGUUUGCCGGGCCGUGUCCUGGAGCGGGGCUGCCGUGACAGGGGGUCAGGCUUUGUGAUCCAGCUUUUCCACUUCCUUCAGCCAAUAACUGACCUGCUUUCUCCUCCUUCCCAGCGCUCUGGGUGAUCCAAUGGAUGUGUUUAAUCAGACUUUUCCAAAACUAAGAAAUCGAGUCUUCAAAUAAAUCACUUAUAAAGUC